AUGUCAAAUACAAAAUUUCCUUCAGUUUCAAUAAAUGAAAAGUAUAGUUCAUUCAUAUUAUAAGAUUAUAGAAACGUAUUUUAAGAUCAAAGAUAGUUAAGAUACUGAAUAGUUAGUUUUAGAAUUAUUGCAACAAAUUCUUAAAAAUAGAAAGAUUAUAAUCAGAAAUUGAUACAAGAAAGACUGAAUUUGAGUUAGAAGAUCAAAAUUUAAUAUAAUUAUUACCAAUUCAUCCACCUAUGAAAUUUACUUAAGAAGAAAAACAUCAUUGUUAAAGAAUGAAUAUCAAUAUUCCAACUCCUUUAGAAAUGCAAUAAAAAUUGAAAGCGUAAUUAACCCAUUAAGAAUUAUUAGAAGUAUUUUAGAUCAUUAAUCUAAAUUAUUAGAUUGGGGAAGAUCCUGCUUAUUUUAUAUAAGAUGAAGAAAUGAGAAGAUUGAAUUGGAAUGAAGAAGAUUGGUUAUCAAAAUCACAUACACAUUUAAAAUAGGAAAUGAAGGAUAUUCCUAAAAUAAAAUCUACUAGCAAUUUAUUAAAAAUAAAAAAACCAACAAUUAGAUCAAAUACUGAAGAUAGAACAGAAAGAAAGAAAAAAGUAUCAAAUAAGAUAUUUAUAUAAAAAGAUGAUUGAAGAAUAGGUUAAAAGAUUACAUGAAAUAAAUGAAAUAAAUUUUUAGAAGGUCAAAUAUAAUCAAGAAACAAAAGAAAUGGAGAAAUAAAAAGAGUAAGCUAAAUUAAAUGAAAAAUUUAAGUCCAAAAUAGAUGUGUAAAUAAAAAAAUAAGAUGCUAAACAUGAAAGUCAUUAAAGAAUAGCUGAGUAUAAAUAAUAAUAACAAUAAAUGAUAAAAGAGAAAAUUGACUUACAUAAGUAUAAAUAAUAAAUUAGAUUUAGAAAAUAAAUAAUGGAAGAAGAAGAGAUGAUUAGAUUAAAUUAAAGAUUAAAAUAGAUAUGUUAAAAUAAAUAAGUUAAUAAUUUAAUUGAUUCAAAUCUUAAAGAUAAAAUAGACAAAGCAAUCAAAUGCCAAACAAAUAAAUGA
Messenger RNA from Paramecium pentaurelia, 1035 nucleotides. Lineage: Eukaryota; Ciliophora; Oligohymenophorea; Peniculida; Parameciidae. The record is from the annotation of a GenBank genome assembly.